CUUAGAGAGGGUGAUAGAGAUUUCCUUUGAACAGAAGAGCUCUGACCCACCUGAAAUGGAAUUUCAAGAAAUUGGCAUAGACUCAGCAAAAGUGCCUCUGAGGGUUGUACUCGUGGGUAAAACUGGAGCAGGGAAGAGUGCAACAGGAAACACCAUACUGGGACAAAAAAAGUUUAAAGAAACAUGUUCACCAGUAUCAGGGACCAGAAAAUGUGAAAAAUAUUUUGUACAGUGGAAGGGUACAUCCAUUACUGUGAUUGAUACCCCAGGUCUGUUGGAUAAUACAGGGAAUGUACAGGUGAAAGAGGAGAUAGAUAAAUGCAUCCGAAUGUCUCUUCCUGGGCCUCAUGCAUUCCUGCUGGUGAUACAGAUAGGUAGAUUCACAAAGGAGGAGGAGGAUGCUGUCAAGUGGAUCGAAGACAACUUUGGAAAAGAUGCUUCAAAAUACACCAUUGUGCUCUUCACUUAUGGAGAUCUGCUGGAGGAACAAUCAGUGGGAGAGUUUGUGAAUGAAAGUAAAUCAUUGAUGUCUGUUGUUGAGAGGUGUGGAGGAAGAUACCAUGCCUUAAACAAUAAAGAGAAGAACAAUAGAGAACAAGUCGACGACCUGCUAAAGAUGAUAGAGAAGAUGGUCAAGCUGAAUGGAGGAGAGCACUACACUAGUGACAUGUACGAGGUGGCCCAGAAAAAGGCAAAAAGAAUGAAAUACCUUAAAACAGCUGCCAAAGUUGCUGCAGGUGCUGUAGUGUUAGGAGGUCUGGUGGGUACUGGAGUGGGAAUAGCAGCUGCAGCAGGAGCACUAGGAGUAGCAGCAGGAGCUGCAGCAGCAAUAGGGGCAGGGGCAGCUGGAGCUGGAGCUGGAGCUGGGACAGCAGCUGGAGCAGCAGCAGUAGGAAUAGGAGCAUUAGGUGUAGCAGCAGCAGGAGCAGGAGCAGCAGCUGGAGUAGGAGUAGGAGUAGCAGCAGCAGGAGUAGGAGCAGGAGUAGCAGGAGUGGCCGCAGGAGUAGCAGCAGGAGUAGCAGGGCAGCAGGAGGAGCAGCAGGAGCAACAACAUGAGGAGGAGGAACAGUUGCAGCCACAGCUACAGCUGUAUCUGUUGGAUGAUCACUUGCAUUAGUAGCUAAACAGAGGCGAAAAGGAACGUCAGAAGAAAAGAUGUGCAAGGAGAGAACUCUAAACACUUUGAAGGCUGAUCUCACGAUUCUAAUCCACCUCACUUGAUAACAACAGACAUCGAGUCACUUCAUUCUGUAUCUGUUUGCUGGGUUUAGAUGAAGCAGCCUUGACAGACAGAAAUGAAAGUGGAUUUGAGAUCAAUCUGUCUUUGAUAGAUUAGGCAUAUAGGCUACUGUAACAUAAGUUGAAAUUUCUAUAGUAACUUAACUACCUAGCUAUUAGACAAUCAUUUUCAAUGUAAAUCCACUAAUAGCAAUAUGUGUUUUAUACUCUUAUGCCACAUUUGCCUUCUCAUAUUGUUAAUUGUACAAUUUAUUUCAUGUUAGCAUAAUAUGGUCUGUGUCUGGAGAGAAUUUGAUAGCAUAGUGAUUUUAUUAUCAAUUAACAUUGCACUGAUUUGCUAUGUGUACUGUAUAUUCUAUACAUUUUUACUCCAUUGUGUGUUUAUAUCUCUUUUAAAGGUACACUAUGCAAGAUUUUCACCUUACGAAAGCCUUUCCGAAGGUAAACAAACAGCAUACAGUAGAUGUAACAAGUCACUACUGAGAAAACUAGCAAUGCAACUUGCAAAAAUGGUGCCCUGUCAAAUAUCACAGGAAUCGUAAAACAUUACAUUGUCAGUAGAUAUAGCUCUUUAGAGAUUUUGCCUGUUGUUAAUCCUUCACCUCCACAACAAAAGCAUUUCCAUUGUAUACAGGGGGGACAAGUCGCGAAAAUUAGCUAUACAACAGCAGGGUACAAUAGAAAUAUAUUGUGACUCAAUGGUUGCCAAAAAUAUCUGUGACUGCAUACUGUAGUGUAUACCUUUAAGGUCGUUUAUUGGCUUUGGAUGACCUUGUGGUUAAUUCUGGAACAUUCUUUUAUAUUCACUAAUAUAUUGUGCAUGCCACAUAAAACUGAAAUGUAAUACAUGGAUCACAGACUUCAUGAUGUUCAAGAUGUGACUCUUUUACUUAUUAAUUCCAAUUGUUCAAAAUUAAGAUUAGAGAACAGGUCAAAAGAUUAUUGUGUGUGUUUGUGUGCCUGUGA
Molecule: messenger RNA, 2205 nt
Organism: Sardina pilchardus (European sardine)
Lineage: Eukaryota; Metazoa; Chordata; Actinopteri; Clupeiformes; Clupeidae
Product: GTPase IMAP family member 9-like
Exons: 2
Coding region: 56-1117 (353 amino acids)
Molecular function (GO): GTP binding
Source: RefSeq, a predicted model, not a curated record